Messenger RNA from Astyanax mexicanus (Mexican tetra), 2036 nucleotides. It is a transcript of the gene lsm14aa, whose product is annotated as LSM14A mRNA processing body assembly factor a. Gene Ontology annotation, cellular component: P-body. The record is from RefSeq and is a predicted model, not a curated record. The transcript is spliced from 9 exons. Gene Ontology annotation, molecular function: mRNA binding. NCBI's taxonomy places the organism in Eukaryota, Metazoa, Chordata, Actinopteri, Characiformes, Acestrorhamphidae. The coding region runs from base 215 to 1591 and encodes 458 amino acids. Gene Ontology annotation, biological process: cytoplasmic stress granule assembly; P-body assembly.
GUGACGCCACUUCCCUGAGCUGGGCUGAAAAUGAAGGCGGCCAUGUUGUAGCUAGUGGAGAAGCGGGGCAGUGACUGUGUGAAAAUCCUUCUUAUUUAAUGAAGUGAACCAGCUCUGCUGCUGAGCCUUGUCUGACACCCGAACCGGACCGGACGGGGUCUAGGGACGGAGAUCUGUUCACUUUAGCUGUAAUCUCGCCGACCUCUGGGCCAGAAUGAGCGGAGGGACCCCGUACAUCGGGAGCAAAAUCAGCCUGAUCUCCAAGGCCGAGAUCCGCUAUGAGGGCAUCCUCUACACCAUCGACACAGAGAACUCCACGGUCGCCCUGGCUAAGGUGCGCUCCUUUGGAACCGAGGAUCGCCCCACAGACAGACCUAUACUGCCUAGGGAUGAGACCUAUGAGUACAUCAUCUUCAGAGGCAGUGACAUAAAAGAUCUGACAGUUUGUGAACCUCCCAAACCAACUUUGCCUCAGGACCCAGCCAUUGUUCAGUCAUCUAUGGGAUCUUCUUCCGCUCCAUCUUCUUUCCAUUCUGGAAACUCGUACGGGCUGUUUAAAAGGGCUCCAGUCUCCCCAUAUAGCCAGUUCACUGCCAGCCCAUUGGUUUCACCCCCAUUUGGUGCUGUUGGAGCUCGCAGCAGUCCUCCACUGGAGUCCUUGCCGAAGAGCCCCCCGCUGGAAUCUGCUGCACCAUCAGCCGCUUCUGUCAGCGCCACUGCACCUGCACUGGUUGGCCGAAGGAGCCCCAUUGCAGCACGCCUCACUGCACCUGGUAGCCAGAAGCCCCUGGACAUCCCAGAGCAGAGGAGGGGUGAGGGCCAGCCUAGGCUAUGGUCAGGACUCAGGCAUGCUGCAGGAAAUGAGGCUAGUGUAGUUCGCUCAAGCUAUCAUUCAGCAGGCACUGAUGCGCCAAAAGUGGCCCCCCGACAAGAGUCUGAUCAGUCCAGAGCUGAAAACAAGGAUGCCUCUAAGCGGCAAGCAGCUACAGGCCCUCCAGCUCCCCGUCGUGGUCGUGGAGGAGGACAUCGUGGGAGAGGGCGUUUCCCUGUGAGAAGAGACGGACCAAUGAAGUUUGAGAAAGAUUUUGACUUUGAAAGCGCUAAUGCCCAGUUUAACAAGGAGGAGAUUGACAAGGAAUUUCAGAGCAAACUGAAGUUGAAGGAUGAAAAGACUGAGAAAGCUGUAAACGGGGAAGAUAAAGGUGACUCUGGGGUGGAUACUCAGAAUAGUGAAGGCAAUGCUGAAGAGGAGGAUCCACUAGGCCCCAACUGCUAUUAUGACAAGUCCAAGUCGUUCUUUGACAACAUCUCCUGUGACGACAUUAGGGAGAGGAGGCAGACCUGGGCAGAGGAAAGGCGGAUGAAUGCUGAGACGUUUGGGCUCCCGCUACGUCAUGGUAGAGGGCGCGGAGGGUACAGAGGUCGUGGAGGCAUGGGCUUCCGCAACAACCGCGGUCGUGGAGCUGGACGGGGGUCGUUUGGCGGCUCGCACAUGGGUGGUGGCGGCUACAGAGGCGGGUUCAGAGGAGGACAAGGAGGAAGGGAGUUCUCAGAUUUUGAAUACAGGAAGGACAACAAAGUAGCUGCAUAGUGCAAAUGGGAGCUGGGUCCACCAGAAGAUUGAACUACGUUUUUGGUCACUACUUUUGACAACAGGAAUGAAUAAAAAUUUGUAGAUGUAUAUUUGUCACCAGCACUGGUAUAGACCACUUAAAAGGUGGAUGUAAAUGCAAGUUUUUCCAUGUCUUCUUAAGAAUUGGAAAUGUUUCUGCCUUUUGAAAUGUUAAUCUGACAAGAAUAGUUCCAGAUGGUUGAAUUUGAGUAUAUGCAUGUUUCAGAGGGACGUAAGGUUUUCUUUUUGUUUAUUUGUUUAUUUUUGGGUUUUUCACUACUAAACUUGUAAUAGCUGUAUAGUAAAAGUGUACAUAUGCCCACAUACUGUGAGUACUUUGAUCACUGAAAUAGCUUUAUAUUAUUAUUAUUAUUAUUAUUAUUAAUUAUUAUUUUUAUUAUUAGUCUAAAUAUAAGUUCCCACU